CUCAAGCGCCGAGUGGAGACCAGGGCUCCCUACAGCCAGCCCAUCUUGCAGACGGUAACCCCGUUCACUCCGAGGGUAAUGUCGGUUCCGCUGCCGGCAAACUUUCGGCCGUGGCAGAUCAAGGCCUACAACGGAACGACGGACCCCCAAGAUCAUUUGUCUAAGUUCUAUGCUUCUAUGGAAGCGGCGGCAGCCCCGGACGAGGUCAAGUGCCGAUGCUUUCUCGCGACGCUAGAGGGCUCCGCGUGCGAUUGGUUCAACCGGCUCCCAAAGGGAACCAUUGACGAUUGGGAUACGCUAGCGGAGAAGUUCUUGACGCAUUUCGCAGCCAACCGAAGGCAGAGGCUACCUUACUCCCAUCUGCUCAACAUCUGCAUCCGUAAAGGAGAGAAGAUCCGCGACUUCAUAACUCGGUGGGAGAAGGAAGCCAGAGACGUGCACGGGGCGGAUGACCAAGCUUUGGUGGCCAUGUUCCAAGCAGCCCUUCCCCGCGGUGAGGUGAGGAAGGAGCUCCGCAGGAAUCCUCCCCCCACGUACCAAGAAACCUUGGCGCGCGCUAAGUUCUUGGCCUCGGAGGAAUUCGAUGAUGCCCCCGAUUCCGAGGCCGCGCCGGCCAAGCGAGCCCCCACAGAUUCAGAGGAGAUAGCGAAGAAGAGGAAGAAGAAGAAAGGCUACACUGUGGGCCCGAGGACGCCCUCGGUGGGUGUGUAUUCCGUGGGUGCGUCCGUAGGGACGGGUCGAGAGCUGGCCCUCUCCCCGCUCCCGCACGUAGAGACCUAUGCGGUGUUCAGCGGCGCCAAGUAUUGCGAGUAUCAUCGCAACAACACUCAUAACACUAAGGAAUGCUUCACUCUUCAGAAGGAGAUGCAGCGACUCAUCGCCCGAGGGCCGGCUUCGCGAGACAAUGGAGCAGCCCCUUCCCGGGGCCCACCGGAAGGGAGAACGUGGAGGAAGCCGACCGAGCCGGUCGCGGUGGCCACGCAAGCGAGGAACCCCGAGAAGAGGCACAUUGGGCGAGAGUGUGAUGAUCUAGACGAGGACGAAGCCCAAGGAUAUCCGGUGGGGUUCAUCCAUGGAGGAAAUAUCGACGGGGAUCCCGCCGCUCAAAGGAAGAAGUGGAAGCACAUGGCCUUCGUCGCCAAGGUCCAACAGGCGCCGGCGCCCAAGCUCGGAAGACGAGAGCAAAUCCAAUUCACAGAGAAGAAUCUUCCGAACACGCCAAGCCCCCACCGGGAUGCCUUAGUCGUGAGGAUAGAAAUCAACAACGCCAUAGUGCACCGCACCUUGGUGGACACGGGAAGCUCGGUCAACAUAAUGUAUGAGAAGACCUUUCAAGACCUCGGCUUGGACCGCAAGGACUUAAGGCCCGUGCGCACUCCUCUCUCCGGGUUCACAGGGGAGUCCAUCGAGGCCGAAGGAGUCAUCACCGUGCCCGUUAUAGUAGGGGAUGGUGCGCACAAGGCCAAGUUGAAGAUGGAGUUCAUGGUUGUGAGCAUCAGCUGCACGCACAACAUGAUCCUAGGACGGCCCGGCCUCGAGGACUUGGAAUGUGUGAUCUCCCCAUACUACUUGUGCAUGAAGUUCCCCACUCCUUCGGGAAUCAGGGUGGCGAGGGGAGACCAAAAGAGCCCGAACGCCCCCUUGCGCAUGUCUGAGUGGGCGGUGUUCCUUGGAGCUUUCCAGAUUGAAUUCAGGCCAAGGCCAGCGAUCAAGGGUCAAGCGCUAGCUGACUUCGUGGUAAAGUGCACCGCUCGGGAGGAGCCGAGCCCGGAAGAGCCGGAAGCUGAUGACUGGUGGAUAGUUUUUACCGACGGCUCCUCCGCCACCAAAAACUCGGGGGGUGGAGUGGUAGUCAUCGCUCCCGAAGGCUUCAGAGCAUACUACUCAAUUCGAUUCGGUUUCAAGGCAUCAAACAAUGAAGCGGAAUAUGAAGCGCUCCUGUGCGGGCUACGCCUAGCAGCCGGGAUGAACGCAACAAAGCUAAGGGUAAAGUGUGAUUCAAAGCUGGUGGUUGGCCACGCCUCGGGAGAGUUCGAGGCAAAGGACGAAAGAAUGAAGAAGUACAAAGAUACCGCUCUAGAGUUACUUAAGAGUUUCACCGCGUAUAGUGUGGAGUUGAUCCCUCGGGUGGAGAAUGCCGAGGCGGAUAUCUUGUCGAAGAUGAGCUCGGACACGCUUGAGCACAUCAGGCGAAUGGGGAACGUGGAAGAGCUGUCCGAGGCGAGCAUCCAUGCUUCCCCUGUGGCAAUGAUUUGUGCUCGGCCAAGAGAUUGGAUGGACGACAUAGUCGCCUUCUUGAAGGAUGGCGCUCCUCCUCGGAAGGAAGGCCGAGCGCAGACCAUACCUGGAUGUUCUUCCCGGAUGGAGGUCGAACACUCGCGCUCGGCGCUCCUCCUCGAGGAGGGAAACCGAGCGCAGGCCAUACCCGGAUGGAGGUCAAACACUCGCGCUUGGCGCUCCUCCUUGGGGAGGGAAGUCAAGCGCAGGCCAUACCCGGAUGUUCUUCCCGGAUGGAGGUCAAACAUUCGCGCUCGACGCUCCUCCCUAGGAGGGAAGCCGAGUGCAGGCCAUACUCGGAUGUUCUUCCCGGAUGAAGGUCAAACACUCGCGCUCGGCGCUCCUCCUCGGGGAGGGAAGCUGAGCGUAGGCCAUACCCGGAUGUUCUUCCCGGAUGAAGGUCAAACACUCGUGCUCGGCGCUCCUCCUCGGGGAGGGAAGCUGAGCGCAGGCCAUACCCGGAUGUUCUUCCUGGAUGAAGGUCAAACACUCGUGCUCGGCGCUCCUCCUCGGGGAGGGAAGCCGAGGGCAGGCCAUACCCGGAUGUUCUUCCCGGAUGAAGGUCAAACACUCGCGCUCGGUGCUCCUCCUCGGGGAGGGAAGCCGAGCGCAGGCCAUACCCGGAUGUUCUUCCCGGAUGGAGGUCAAACACUCGCGCUCGGCGCUCCUUUUCGGAAGGAAGGCCGAGCGCAGGCCAUACCCGGAUGUUCUUCCCGGAUGGAGGUCAAACACUCGCGCUCGGCGCUCCUCCACGAGGAGGGAAACCGAGCGCAGACCAUGCCCGGAUGUUCUUCCCGGAUGGAGGUCAAACACUCGCGCUCGGCGCUCCUCGUUGGGGAGGGAAGUCAAGCGCAGGCCAUACCCGGAUGUUCUUCCCGGAUGGAGGUCAAACACUUGCGCUCGGCCCUCUUCCUCAGGAGGAAAACCGAGCGCAGACCAUACCCGGAUGUUCUUCCCAGAUGGAGGUCAAACAUUUGGGCUUGGCACUCCUACUCGGGAGGAAAACCGAGCGUAGACCAUACCCGGAUGUUCUUCCUGGAUGGAGGCCAAACACUCACGCUCAAAAAUAAUGACUAAAAAUGAGACAUAAAAUCAAAUUCAAAUU
This is a messenger RNA of Cuscuta campestris, 3382 nucleotides long. NCBI's taxonomy places the organism in Eukaryota, Viridiplantae, Streptophyta, Magnoliopsida, Solanales, Convolvulaceae. The record is from the annotation of a GenBank genome assembly.